Cotesia congregata is the source of this 1365-nucleotide messenger RNA. Lineage: Eukaryota; Metazoa; Arthropoda; Insecta; Hymenoptera; Braconidae. The record is from the annotation of a GenBank genome assembly.
AUGUUUUUGAAGGAUUCUGGUGCAGACAAAACUCUCCGAUCUUAUUUAAAAAUAAAUAAUGAAAAUGAUCUGAUUUCCGAAGAUGAACAAGAAAAUAUUUUUCCGGACAAUAAUGAUUCGGGAAUUACUUACGUAGUUACGAUGCCCAAUGACUCUACACAGAUAUGGGACACUGCUGAUACGUUGGAAUUGAAAAAAAAUGCAGAUGAACAAGUAGAAAUAUUAGAUGAAGAUGUAAAAAUAGACUUAUACAAUGAGAAUGAAAAUAAUGGAGACAAAAAUAAGAUAAGUAAUGUACAGAAACAAAAAAAAUAUAUUGAUAUUUUUUGUCAGUUAUGUUCUAAAAAAUUUAAUUCGGUUAAAGAUCUAAAAGAUCAUGUAGACGAUCACUGUUUAUUAAGUGAGACCCAUGAAAAACCUCAAAAUAAAAUUAAAGAAGAAAUUUUUUUAAAAACUAAAGUUAAAGAAGAAAAACCAAAUUCAGAUGAAUUUUAUGAAAAAUCUGAGCCAGAUAAUUCACAAUUAUUAUUCGACGCUUUGAAAACAAAGUCUGAGCUUGUUUCUCAAGAAAUUGUUAAAUUAAAUUCUAAAUCUGAAGAUAUAAAAACGGAAAGAUCUGAAGCUACUGAAUCUAAGAAGAAAAGAAGGAAAAAAACAAACGAGCCAAAAAAAACACGAAACUGUCAGUUCCCAAGAGUUAGAAAUAAGUUGAAUGGAAUGAAUGACCAAGGUGGUAUUUGUUUGGGUUUUAAAUUCAAAGACAGUUACUUUGAAAGUGUUAUACUGUGUAAAUUUUGUAGUCAAGAACUGACGCCAGAGAUGAUUAAUGAUCACGCUAGCCAUUGUUUGAUCCAAAACCGUAAUUUAGUGUGUGAUGAGUGCGGUCAACAGUUUGACGAAACCGCGGAGUUGAAAAGUCACAAAGCAACUCACUCAUCCCAGCCACUGACAUGCAUUCACUGCAAUACUACUUUUUCAAACAUAAACACAUACAACACACAUAUGAAAAGACACACACUUGGCAGUCGGUUUAACUGUGAAACGUGUGGAAAAAAAUUCUUUUCAAAUUCCGAAUUGGUACGGCAUGUUCAAAAACAUUUGAACAACAAAAAAUUUGCGUGCAAUAAUUGUGAUGCAUCAUUUGUGACACGUCCAGAGUUAACUCGGCACCUCAAGUACCACACAGGAUUUAAGAAGUUCAAAUGUCAUAUCUGUGGUAAAGCUUAUUACGAAUCGGGUCAUUUAAAAGUACACAUGCGAUACCAUUCUGGAGAGAAGCCUUUCAUUUGUCAGACUUGCGGGAAAACAUUUAUUACAAAAUCAAAAUUAUUAAGACAUGAAAAAAUUCACGUAUCAAAAACAUAA